Molecule: messenger RNA, 1888 nt
Organism: Sipha flava (yellow sugarcane aphid)
Lineage: Eukaryota; Metazoa; Arthropoda; Insecta; Hemiptera; Aphididae
Product: RING finger and transmembrane domain-containing protein 2-like
Exons: 8
Coding region: 216-1664 (482 amino acids)
Biological process (GO): positive regulation of ERAD pathway
Molecular function (GO): ubiquitin protein ligase activity
Source: RefSeq, a predicted model, not a curated record
AUGUAAUAAUGAUGUCAUACACUUACUUACUUUUCACGAAGAACUUAAUGUGUUGAGUUUUCAAUUUUUACAUUGAUUUUAUACAGAUAUUAAAUUUACAUUGUUGCACCUUCAUUUAACUUUAUUGUGUGUUACGUUAUGAGUUAUAACAUCACAAGCAUAUGAUUUUGAUGAAGUAAUACACCUCACGAUUGUUAAGAUCUUAUGUUUCGACAAUGUCCACCAUAAUUGAUGAUCAUGGAACACUUCCUGAAAAUGAUAGUCGAGCAGCAGUACCAGUACCCAGUCGUCGUAUGAGUCUUGCUGCUGAUCUUAUGAUGCACUUAGAGCGUAGAGCUGCUGAAAGUUCUGCUAUGUUUCGUAGUAAUGUACACAAUGUAGUCGAAGAAUUGCGACCAAUUAUAACAGUCGCACGACACCCUGAUCCUGGAUCACCUCAACCACUUGGGCCCAGUUCAUCUGUACGCCUAAGCUUACCUACCUGGUUGAAUUUAAAUUCGAACAGUGCUCACUUACCUCUCUCACCACCCAGUUCUUCUGAAACAGAAGACCGGAAUCCAAUAGCUACAGGAGAAGUUAGACCAGUCUCAACAACUCCUGUAUCACAAAGACUGCCUUUAACUACUCAAAGAUCAUUAUCAAAUCCAAAUAAUGAUGUAGCUAUAGAUAUGAAUUUAUCAAGUUCUGAUUUAAAUGUUGAACAAUUACCUUCAAGUCCAGGAGGUUCUUCACCUAAUGAAUCUAAUAACAACAAUAAUGAAAACCAAAGUGAAGAUGAUGUUCUUCGACACAACCCUGAAAUCGCUCAAAUGAUGAGUAUUUCUCUUAAAUACAUUCCAUUUUUAUUGAUACUUUUAUCAAAAGCCGUAUUUGAUCAUAUUCCAGCAAUUCUGCUCUUUUUGGUGCUCUUUAUUUCUUUUCGUUAUUUCAACAGCGUAGUUAAACGAGAAGUAGCAAAACAAUCACAGCGCAGCAUUGGCUUUUUGCUGUUUGCUAUUUGUCAUAUGGUUAUGUCUGUGUUUUUGUUUUACUAUUUCUACAAUGAUAUGAACUUACAUUUUGGGUUGAUAUUUAUUCCUCCAAACACACAGCCAACAAUAAGCAAUCUAUUGUGGUCAAUAGCAGUAGAUGAUUAUAUAUUAAAAUUAAUAACAAUAAUUUUUAAAAUAAUUGUUAUCAUGAUGCCAAUAAGGUUUUUACCAAUAAUUAAACGAGGAAAAGUAUACCUUUUUAUUGAAGCUACAUCUCAAUUAUAUCGGUGUUGUGUACCUAUUCAACCAUGGUUGUAUUAUAUGUUAGAAUCGUAUCAGGGUCCAAAAAAGGUCAUUGGUGUUUUUUUAUCUGCCGCUUACAUGGUGUCUAAGGGCACUGAUUUAAUGAGUUGUGUGAAACUCUGGUGGACGGCUUCAUAUAAAUUACUUCAAAAUGUUGCAUUGGGAACAGUGCCAAGCAAAGAACAGCUGACAAUAGCUGGUAGCAAUUGUCCUAUAUGUCAUGAUGAAUAUGCUACACCUGUAUUAUUGCAGUGCCACCACAUAUUUUGUGAAGCUUGUGUGGCUAAAUGGUUUGAUCGCGAACAAACAUGUCCAUUGUGUCGGGCAAAACUCGUUGAUGACCCAGCAUGGCGAGAUGGAUCUACGACUAAUUUCAUACAACUUUUUUAACAUCUCUUAAGAUAUUCUUUUAAAUUAUAUUAUACUUUAUAUUAUUUAUUUAUGUUUGAUAAUCCUUCAUUUAGUGAUAAAUGUUUUAAAAUAUGAAUUUUCUUAAUCCCUACCUAUUACUUAUUGGAAAUUAUAGUCGUUAAUAUUUUUUACUUUAUUUUAUUAUUAACGCAUAAAAAUAAUUGUCUGUGAUAGAUGUCUAUUAUGAUUUGAAGACAUAAAAG